AUGUCGCCCAUCCUGCCCUUGCUGUUCCUCUCCACUGUCGUUGUCGCCACCCAUUUCCAGCCUCUUCAUCCCAUCGACCUCUCCCAGGGGUAUGCACGCAGCAUACGCAAUUCCAGCCAACUGAGAAGCGGUUUCUUACAUUUUGAUGGUCUGUUCCAACGAGAUGACUGUGAUCCAGCAGACUCGACGCCUUGUCCCGAUGGCUGCUACGUUGGUGCCAACGCCGUAUGCUGCGCCAAUGGAGGUGCUGUACCCCAGGGCGAUGUCUGCUGCGACGACAGUGCCGGCGGCGGCUGCGCGAUCGGUUUGACCUGUGGCUUCUGCGACACCAAGGGCGUGUGUUGCAGCGACGCAACCUGCGCUGUCCUGGUCGACACGGAUGGCUCGUCGGUGACGCUCGGCCCGGACGAUUGCAAGGCGACAGCAGGAAACACGGUGGCGUCUGUCGCAACUGUCGGCACCGGCGGUACCACAGCUCCUACACCCACGCCUACACCGACUCCAAGCAUCACCGAGACAACACCACUACUUCCCUCCUCCACCGAAAACCCACCUGCACCGCCUACCACCACGACGGAAGCGCCCAUUCCAACCACGUCGGCAUCAGUCCCGACCGUCAUAACAGUAAUCGUCACGACUUCCAGCACCAGCACCCUCCCCCCAACCCCCGAGACGACCAUCAGCACCGAGAUCGUGUCACCUCCGCCCGCAGCCACCACCGCAACCGUGACUCAAGUCGCUGGCGCUGCACGAAAGGGUUUCGAGAGCCAUGGGGUUUUUGCGACGGCGGCUGUCGCACUGGCGAUGGUGGGCAUGCUGGUGAUGCUUGCUUGA
This is a messenger RNA of Fonsecaea nubica, 834 nucleotides long. RefSeq lists its product as hypothetical. NCBI's taxonomy places the organism in Eukaryota, Fungi, Ascomycota, Eurotiomycetes, Chaetothyriales, Herpotrichiellaceae. Bases 1 to 834 code for a protein of 277 amino acids. The record is from RefSeq and is a predicted model, not a curated record. The transcript is spliced from 2 exons.